Zychaea mexicana is the source of this 705-nucleotide messenger RNA. RefSeq lists its product as uncharacterized. Bases 1 to 705 code for a protein of 234 amino acids. Gene Ontology annotation, molecular function: protein binding. The transcript is spliced from 3 exons. The record is from RefSeq and is a predicted model, not a curated record. NCBI's taxonomy places the organism in Eukaryota, Fungi, Mucoromycota, Mucoromycetes, Mucorales, Lichtheimiaceae.
AUGUCUGCACCACUACCACAGGGCUGGGAAGAGCGUCGCGCACCAGAUGGUCGGCCUUAUUACGUGGAUCUCAGCAACAACUCGACUACGUGGGAGGAUCCUCGAAUGAAGCUUCCUCCCCCUCCUUAUCAGGAAAGUGGUAGUCAACAACGAGGCUAUUACCCACCUCCUCCUCCACCACAGCAACAGCAGCAGCAAGGUUAUUAUCCUCCACUACCACCACCGCCGUCCCAAGGCGGCCAGUAUGGCGCACCUUCUCCGGGGUAUCCUCCUCAACAACAAGGCUACCCACUACAAGCACAAGGAUAUCCUCCACCACAAGGAUACCCACCUCAGCAACAAGGAUACCUACCGCAACAAGGUGGUGAUCGAGGAUACUACCGACUACCACAAGGGUAUCAACCACCAUCACAACCAGCUCAGCAAGGUGGCUAUCCCGGUCAACAGCAAUAUCUACCUCCUGGUGGCAAUUAUCCAGGUCAACAACAACAACAACAACAACUGCAACCAAGCGAGCCACAGAAAAAGUCUGGCAUGUCGACUGGCAUGAAAAUUGCAGCUGGCGCGGCCGCAGCGGGUUUGGCCGGUUGGGGUAUUGCUGAAUUUGUGGAGCACGAGCAAGACCAGAACGAAGAAAUAGAAGAGCUGCGACGCGAGCAAGAGGCGUUGGAGUAUGGUGGACCACCGCCACCAUGUGAGGUAUAA